This is a messenger RNA of Rhinichthys klamathensis goyatoka, 616 nucleotides long. RefSeq names its product transmembrane protein 42a (gene tmem42a). The record is from RefSeq and is a predicted model, not a curated record. NCBI's taxonomy places the organism in Eukaryota, Metazoa, Chordata, Actinopteri, Cypriniformes, Leuciscidae. The transcript has 3 exons. Bases 113 to 577 code for a protein of 154 amino acids. Gene Ontology annotation, cellular component: membrane.
GUUUCAUUAUCAUUUUAUGUCUUAAAAUGUUGUCUUAUGUCUCAAGAUGGUGGUAAAGUAGUGGUGUUACCAUAGUCAAGUCUGGGUGAGGCAGUAGGACCGAGCUAGAAUUAUGUUGCCUGGGGUGUUUUAUGCGUUGAUCGCUGGGUUUUUGGCAGCUUUAGCAUCAUCUUCUGCUAAGUUGUCCUUGGGUGCUGAUUAUCUGAAAGGUGUGUGUGAAACAGCGCGGAUCUGGAUAGAUGGUCAAGGAAACACCACAGGAGUUGAUACCACAGCUUGUGACUGGUUACAUAUACCUCUGCGGCUGCUUUGUGGUGGUCUUCUGUUCACCUGCAAUGCUGUGAUGUGGACCUUCUUCGCCAAAGCCCUCCGACACUCGUCUUCCUCUGCCCGGGCCACUGUGACCACCACUGCCUCAAAUUUUAUCUUCUCUGCUAUCCUUGGACAUGUGAUCUUUGGCGAAACUCAUGCCACGUUGUGGUGGGUCGGUAUCAUUUUGACCCUGACAGGGCUUCUUGUCUUGCAUGGAUCGACUCCUCAGGCUCCACGGGAAAAUGUGGAAAAGAAAUAUGAGUGACAGAACAACACAAACAUUGCCUUAAUCUAAUGCUUGAAG